Xenopus laevis (African clawed frog) is the source of this 1014-nucleotide messenger RNA. It is a transcript of the gene or51ao2.S, whose product is annotated as olfactory receptor family 51 subfamily E member 1 S homeolog. Gene Ontology annotation, cellular component: plasma membrane; membrane. Gene Ontology annotation, biological process: signal transduction; system process; detection of chemical stimulus involved in sensory perception of smell. Lineage: Eukaryota; Metazoa; Chordata; Amphibia; Anura; Pipidae. Gene Ontology annotation, molecular function: olfactory receptor activity; G protein-coupled receptor activity; signaling receptor activity. The record is from RefSeq and is a predicted model, not a curated record. Bases 38 to 1000 code for a protein of 320 amino acids. The transcript has a single exon.
GACAAUCUCCUGAUAGACCCCAUACUGGACAGAGACCAUGUGUAUAUUUAAUGCUUCCAACUCCAGCACCAGUUUCUUCCUGACCGGGAUUCCUCGUCUGCAAUAUCAGUUCUGGGUCGGGUUUCCCCUGCUCCUUAUGUACCUUGUGGCCAUUGUAGGGAGCUGUAUUAUUCUUUACAUCAUCAAGGUGGAAGAGGAUCUCCAUAAGCCCAUGUAUAUAUUCCUUUUCAUGCUCUCGGUCAUUGACCUUCUCUUAGCCAACACCACCAUGCCCAGAAUGCUGGGGAUCUUCUGGUUUAACUCUACUGAGAUCUUCUUUGAUUCAUGCCUGCUUCAAAUGUUUUUCAUCCAUUUCCUAUCGGCACUGGAGUCUGGGAUCCUAAUGGCCAUGGCUGUGGACCGUUAUGUUGCCAUCUGUCACCCCCUUAGAUACCCUUCUGUUUUCACUGAGGAAACAAUCAUCAAAAUCAGCAAGAUCAUUCUACUCAGGGGAGCUCUGGUCAUGAUCCCUCUCCCCGUACUCAUCAAGAGACUACCCUUCUGUGAAAACAAUGUUCUGACGCAUUCCUACUGCUUGCACCAGGAGCUCAUGAAGUUGACUUCUGCAGAUAAUAAGGUCAAUGUGGUGUAUGGACUAUUCAUUAUUCUGUUAGUCAUGGGACUGGAUUCCAUAUUCAUCGCCUGGUCCUACUUGUUGAUCAUCAGAGCGGUGGUUGACCUGGUGGAAGAGGCCAGUCUUAAAGCCUUUAGCACUUGUGCAGCCCAUAUAUGCGCCGUCCUGGUGUUCUAUAUCCCUCUCAUUGGCCUGUCAGUGGUGCACAGAUUUGGUAUGAAUGAGGUUUUCCCAAUCUUACAUAUUUUAUUUGGGAAUGUCUACCUUCUUGUGCCUCCUAUCAUAAACCCCAUCAUUUAUGGCAUCAAAACAAAGGAAAUCCGCUCUAGACUGAGAAAAAUAUUCUGCAGUAAGAAACACUGGAUCAAAACCAGUGGGGACCUGUAAUGAAGAAGAUGAAA